Messenger RNA from Impatiens glandulifera, 3017 nucleotides. Its product is annotated as probable LRR receptor-like serine/threonine-protein kinase At3g47570. The transcript has 3 exons. The coding region runs from base 1 to 3003 and encodes 1000 amino acids. Gene Ontology annotation, molecular function: ATP binding; receptor serine/threonine kinase binding; protein kinase activity. NCBI's taxonomy places the organism in Eukaryota, Viridiplantae, Streptophyta, Magnoliopsida, Ericales, Balsaminaceae. The record is from RefSeq and is a predicted model, not a curated record. Gene Ontology annotation, biological process: protein phosphorylation.
AUGGUUUUUUCUCUCUGCAAUGAAGGUUUCUUCAUGUUUAUGUUUCUUCUUCUUCUUCUUCCUUACUCCCUUUCAGUUUCUGAAACAUUACCACCAUUGCUUGGCCAAGGAAAUGAGACAGAUCGGCUUGCUCUUCUUGACUUCAAGAAUAGAAUCACUUCAGACCCUCUGAAUAAGAUGAUGGAUUCAUGGAAUGAAUCCAUUCAUUUCUGCAAUUGGUUUGGUGUCACUUGCAGCCCAUCCAGCGGGAGGGUCAUUACCCUGAGUUUGUCUUCUCUGAGUCUGGUUGGCACCAUCACUCCAUCAUUGGGCAACCUCUCCUUCCUAACCGAAGUCGAUCUAGGGGACAACAGCUUCAGUGGCGAAAUCCCACAAGAAAUUGGCCGCCUACAAAGGCUACAGUCUCUUAAUUUAUCAAAUAAUUAUCUUGGAGGGAAUAUCCCAACCAACUUAACUAGCUGCAGGGAGCUCAAGGUCCUUGACUUAAUCUAUAAUGGACUUGUUGGUGAGAUACCAAAUGAGUUGAGCCCACUCUCAAAGCUUCUGCUUUUAUAUCUUGCAAAUAAUAAGCUAACAGGGAAAAUUCCAACUUGGAUUGGGAAUUUUUCAUCUCUACGUAGCAUCUCGCUACCCCGGAAUAAUUUCCAAGGAGGCAUACCACAAGAGCUUGGGAAACUCUCCAAGUUACAGUUUUUACAAUUAUCUGCUAAUGAGUUGGUAGGCACGAUUCCACCCUCUAUUUACAAUAUUUCCACCAUAUACAUUUUCUCUGUUACACAGAACCAGCUACAUGGAGAGCUUCCUCAAGAUGUCGGCCUCAAGUUUCCAAAUCUUCAACUUUUUCUUGGGGGUUACAACAGCUUCACGGGGCAGAUCCCUCCUUCAUUGCAAAAUUCAUCGGCUCUUCAGGAACUUGAUUUUACUGACAAUUUUCUUAAUGGGACUAUACCAACAGGUUUAGGAAGAUUGCAGAAUUUGAAUAGGUUCAACUUUGAGAAUAACAGGCUUGGAAACGGCAAAGCUGGCGAUCUAGAGUUUUUGGCUUCCUUGGCCAACUGUUCAGCCUUGCAAGCUCUUGGUUUGAAAGGGAACUUGUUUGGAGGAUCUUUGCCUAGCUUCAUAACCAAUCUCUCAACCAAUAUGCGAUAUCUUACACUGGGUUCAAACCUAUUAAGUGGGACAUUGCCUGAUGGAAUAGGAAACCUAUUUAACUUAAACGGUCUUGGCUUAGAAUCUAACAGAUUUAAUGGAACAGUGCCACAUGACUUGGGGAAACUUCAAAACUUAGAGGGUUUGUAUUUGGACGACAAUAGAUUUUCCAACUUGAUUCCAUCCUCUCUUGGGAACCUAACAGCACUAAUCAUAUUGUAUAUGGAUCGUAAUAUGCUACAAGGAAACAUACCUCCAAGCCUAGGAAACUGUACUAAGUUGCUGGAAUUAACCUUGAGUAGAAAUAGUCUUGGUGGAAGCAUACCAAAAGAAAUCAUGGGUUUAUCUUCAUUGUCGAUUUCUUUAUCAUUAGCCAACAAUCAGUUAACUGGGUCUAUACCCUUUGAAGUGGGCAAGUUGAUAAACCUAAAGGAGCUUCACAUUUCAGAUUCCUCCAUCUAUCAAAGACUUGAAAGGUUUAGUUCAGUUAGAUAUUUCCCACAAUUUCUUGAAGAAAUAAGGAGACUAGAGAUUCUUGAUGUCUCUUAUAAUGAUCUACAGGGUGAAGUCCCAACUGGAGGAAUAUUUAAGAAUGCCAGCCAAAUUACUCUACUUGGAAAUGAGCAUCUCUGUGGUGGAAUCUCAAACUUACUCUUGCCUGCUUGUCCUCCUAAGACGGCUGAUUCCUCGAGGAAAAAUACCACACGCAGGACGGUAAUUAUUGUAGUUAUCGUUAUAGUUUUGUUUGCCUUGUUGUCUUCUGCGAUUAUAUUUUGCAUAUGGAAGAGAACUAAGAAAACCCCUUUAACUACCUCCUCUGAGAAUGAACUGGCGAAGGUGCGUUUUAUUUCUUACCAAGACCUUCUAAGAUCUACAGACGGGUUCUCUACCAGUAACUUAAUUGGUUCGGGUAGUUUCGGUUCUGUGUACAAAGGAUCCUUACCAAAUGAUGGAACUGUUGUAGCCGUUAAAGUACUAAACUUGCAACAACAAGGAGCUACAAAGACCUUCAUUGAUGAAUGCAAAGCUUUAAAAUGCAUUAAGCAUCGCAAUCUACUGGAUCUAUUAACAGUUUGUUCCAGUGUGGAUCAUCAAGGUAAUGAGUUCAAGGCUCUAGUUUAUGAGUUCAUGAUUAAUGGGAACCUAGACCAAUGGCUGCACCCUGAAGACCAAAAUAAGAAACUGAACAUGAAACAUAGACUAGACAUAGCGAUGGAUGUAGCCCAUGCCCUUGAAUAUCUUCAUUAUCAUUGUGAGACGCCCAUAGUUCAUCAUGAUUUGAAACCUAGCAACGUAUUGCUAGACCAAGACAUGACGGCUCAUGUUGGUGACUUCGGAUUGGCUAGCUUUGUCUUGGAAGCAUCUAAUGGCCAGAGCAUUUCAGAGGGCUUGAAGGGUUCAAUUGGGUAUAUUGCUCCAGAAUGUGGGUUGAGAGUACAAGUUUCAACAUUUGAAGAUGUUUACAGUUACGGGAUACUCUUGUUGGAAAUGUUUACUGGAAAGAGACCGACUGACGACAUGUUCAAGGAUGGACUCGACAUUCACAGCUUUGUGGCCAUGGCAUUGCCUGAGAACGUGAUGAACUUAAUUGAUCCAUCUUUACUACUAGAAGAGGCAGAGGAGGAGGAGGAAGAGACUUACAUCGAUAAUAGAAUUGAAAGGGUCUUACAAGAGAGGGCCAUGGCCAGUAGGUUUCAGAACAGAGCUAAUAAUACUCAUUUGAUGGAAGAAAGCUUGAUAGCAGUGAUGAGUAUUGGAGUUUCAUGUUCAAAUUCAUUACCGAGUCAAAGGAUGGCUAUGGAUGUUGUCACAAAGAAACUGCGUGCUAUCAGAGAUUCAUUUAAUAAGCUUUGAAAUAAAAGAAUGUA